This is a messenger RNA of Plasmopara halstedii, 480 nucleotides long. RefSeq lists its product as uncharacterized. Lineage: Eukaryota; Oomycota; Peronosporomycetes; Peronosporales; Peronosporaceae. The record is from RefSeq and is a predicted model, not a curated record. The coding region runs from base 1 to 480 and encodes 159 amino acids. The transcript has 3 exons.
AUGAUAAAUGACCUACAAAGCAAACAAGCGACACUAGGAAAACGUAAACGAUACGUGCACUCGGAGUGGUCUUCGGUUGGUCCUUACAAGUUAAAAAGAGUUAUUGUUGAAAACGGCGAAGAGGUCGUGCUCAGUGAGGAGCAGCUGCGUAAACGAUAUCGCAAGCACAAACAUACUUUCUGGACGAUCGUCAAAGCAAUUAUCAAGAAACCAGGCGAAGCUAUCAGGACGCUGGCACAGCCAAUCCCUGCUGGCACCGAGUUCAAGCUUUCAUGUAUUCAAGAUCCCUUGAAGCGGCCUAUCGGAGAGGAUGACGGGAAUAGUGGGGUCCAUGAGAGCAUUGAACGAUACUAUGAUAACGCCAUUUUUCAGGUCCCGACUUGGACAUGGCACGUGCUAAUGCUAGACAAGUCACUCAAUCUAUUCCCAUAUUUAGUUAUUUCAUCUGCGUCAAGCUACCGUAAUGAUUUCUUAGCUUGA